GGAGAGGUGGGGUUGCACUAAUACCAAAACAAUAGAACGCAAAACAAUCAGGGAGUGAAGCUCAACACUAGACACUCAAGUGAAAAUAAAAGGAGAAGAGAAGAACACACAAUCCUGAAAGAUGGGAGAGAUGGCAGAUCCAAUCCAGUUAAAAGAUGAGGGAAACAAGCAUUUCCAAGCCAUUGAGUGCUACACAAAAGCCACCAAGUUGUGCAAAGACAAAAAGGUGCUCGCUGUCAUCUACAGGAACAGAUCAGCCUGCUUCCUGAAAAAGGAAAGCUACACCAAUGCAGCCUCCGAUGCCUCCAAAGCCAUUGACGUGGAUGCAGCAGACGUCAAAGCCCUGUUCCGGCGGUGCCAGGCUCUGGAGAAGCUGGACAAGCUGGACAUGGCCUUCAAAGACGUCCAGAGGUGUUCCACCAUCGAGCCCAAAAACAAGACCUUCCUGGAGACCCUCAGGAGGCUGGGGGCGGAGAUCCAAGCCAAGCUGAAGACAACCUUCUCCACAGACUCACGGGUCAAGAACAUGUUUGACAUUCUGCUUGAUGAGGAGAUGGACAAGGACAAGAAGGAAAAGGCUGCUAACAACCUGGUGGUUCUGGCCAGAGAAGAUGCUGGCGCUGAGAGAAUCUUCCAGAACAACGGAGUGCCUCUGCUGUUGGAUAUGCUUGAGACCGGAAAAGUAGAGAUGGUCCUGGCUGCUAUCCGUACCUUCGCAGGAAUGUGCACUGGACACAAAGCACGGACCAUGGCCAUUAUCCACCUGGUGGGCAUUGACAAGCUGUGCAGCAUCAUGGCUGUCGACAAUGAGGACAUCGCCUUGGCAACUUCCGACCUGUUCCAGUGCAUCAACGACUCCCUUACCGGAGGAGACCAGAGGAUUUAUGGGAAGGAGGAAGCCCUGGUUUUGGAUGCAAGCAAAGACUUGAAGAGCAUCCUGAUGGCCCUGCUGGAGAUGGUUGCCAGUAAGAAGGUUUCAGGACACGGCAGAGACCAGGCCCUGAACCUGCUGUGCAGGAACGUGCCUCGCAAGGACAAGAAAGACCAUGACCACUCCAAGAGCCUCUUCACCAUCGACCAUGGUCUGAAGAAGAUCCUGAAGGUGUGUGGCCAAAUAACUGACCUCCCAGACCAGCUGCCCAUGACGGAGAACACUCAGCUCAUCGCCAGCGUGUUGCUUGACAAGCUCUGGGACGACCUGCGCUGCGACCCUGAGAGAGACCACUACAGGGAAGUCUGUGACGAGUACAUCAAAGGCAAGUUUGACCCCAACGACAUGGACAGGAACAUCCACGCCAUCAACGCUCUGUCAGGCCUGCUGCAGGGGCCAUUUGAGGUUGGCAACCAGCUGGUGGGUCGCCAGGGCAUCAUGGAGAUGAUGGUGGCGCUGUGCGGCUCUGAGCGUGAGGUGGACCAGAUGGUCGCUGUGGAAGCGCUGAUCCACUCCUCGACGAAGAUGAGCCGCGCCUCCUUCAUUAUAACCAACGGCGUGUCGCUGCUCAAAGACAUCUACAAGAAGACCAAGAACGAGAAGAUCAAGAUCCGUGCACUGGUGGGUCUGUGUAAGCUGGGCUCAGCAGGUGGAGAUGACUAUAGUAUGAGGCAGUUUGCUGAGGGCUCCACUGAGAAACUGGCCAAGCAGUGCAGGAAGUGGCUGUGUAACUCUGCCAUGGACACGAAGACCAGGAAGUGGGCUAUAGAAGGUCUGGCCUACCUGACCCAAGACGCUGAUGUAAAGGAUGACUUUGUUGAGGACGAGCCUGCUAUGAAAGCCAUGUUUGAACUGGCCAAGUCUAAAGAUAAGACCAUCCUAUAUGCUGUGGCCUGUACCCUGGUCAACUGCACCAACAGCUAUGAGAAGAAAGAGAUCAUGCCUGAGCUGGUUCAGCUGGCCAAGUUCUCCAAGCAGCAUGUCCCAGAGCAGCACCCCAAGGACAAGAAGGAUUUCAUCCAGAAGAGAGUGAAGAGGAUGCUAAAGGGAGGGGUCAUCUCAGCUCUCACUGUCAUGGUGAAAGCUGACAACCUUCUCCUGACUGACCAGACCAAAGAGAUGCUGGCAAGGGUGUUCCUUGCCUUGGCAGAUGAUGCCAAAGACCGUGGCACCAUUUGCGCCCAUGGAGGGGGCAAGGCUCUGAUCCCAUUGGCUCUGGAGGGAUCAGCUAUAGGGAAAACAAGGGCCUCCCACGCCCUGGCCAAGAUCGCUGCUGUGUCCAACCCAGAGAUUGCCUUCCCAGGAGAGAGGAUCUAUGAGGUGGUGCGUCCUCUGGUCAGCCUGUUGCACCCCGAGAGAGAUGGGGUGCAGAACUACGAGGCACUUCUGAGUCUCACCAACUUGGCUGGUCUCAACGACAAACUGAGAGUGAAGAUCCUGAAAGAGAAGGCUCUCCCUGAGAUUGAGCAGUACAUGUUUGAAGACCAUGAUCAUAUCAGACAGGCAGCCACAGAGUGCAUGUGCAACCUGGUGACGUGCAAAGAGGUGCAGGAUCGGUACCUGGAGGAUGGGAAUGAUAGGCUGAAGCUGCUGGUGCUGAUGUGUGCUGAGGACGAUGAAAAGCUCCAGAGAGCUGCAGCCGGAGCGCUGGCCAUGCUCACUGCCGCCCAGAAGAAACUGUGCACCAAGAUGACCCUGGUGACUUUGCAGUGGAUGGAGAUCCUUCAGAGGCUCAUUCUCCAUGACCAGCCCCAGAUCCAGCACAGAGGCCUGGUGAUUGUGUACAACAUACUGAACUCGGACGACAACGAGCUGGCCAAGAAGCUGAUCGAGAGCGAGAUCCUGGAGAUCCUGACAGUGAUUGGCAAAGCAAUGGACAACCCCAAGAGGCAGCUUGUGAUCGAUGUGGCACGCACCUGCCUGGUCAAGGCCAUGGACCUCUGCCUCAUUAAGCCAUUCACAACUCCUUCUUAAAGCAGUGUUUCUUAAGCUUUUUAUAGUACUACGGACUGGCUUGCAAUGGACCUACUCCCUUAAAGGCGCAACCCAAUCAACCAGAAACAAAUCACAUAGAAAUAAGAACAUGUAUGACAGUUUCAUUUUAGUCCAAUGAGUGUGUAUAUUUGGUGGGUACACUUGCAAACGCCCAUACCCCUCACUGCCCACAGUCCUCCCAAAGUGUCAGGCCAACACUUGUUACAGUACAUUGGACUUACAGUUUGUGCCUUUUAAUGAAAACUGCAACGUGUGAGCUAAUUACAGUCUGCCUAACUUGCUGAUCAGAUACACCCCACAGAUUGAGGUCCAGAGACUGAAGAUUGAGAAACUCUGUGUUGAGUGUGGGCCAACGGACAAGGAGGCCAGGAGAUGGGACUGAUGGUGCACCUGAACAGCCACCUAUCAUGAAAUCAGAGACAGUAUAAAUUAAUCUCUUGAGAUAUUUCAUUUAGAAUUUUCAGAAAGAAAACACCAUGUGAACGUUUAACCAUUUAUUAGAAAAGAUAACCUUGCCUGUCUUGGCAUUAAAGCUCUGUCCUGCAGGGUAGCUCACUGCCAGAGCCAAGCGUCAUAUGAAUGUUAUAAUAAAACUAUAGGCAGUGAGCACGAUACGCUAUAUCAAAUCCCCCCCCGAUGGAAGAAACAGAACCCACAGGUGGAGACUGGGCUGGUGGUGGGAUAUCAGAAACAGAACCCACAGGUGGAGGCUGGGCUGGUGGUGGGAUAUCAGAAACAGAACCCACAGGUGGAGGCUGGGCUGGUGGUGGGAUAUCAGAAACAGAACCCACAGGUGGAGGCUGGGCUGGUGGUGGGGUAUCAGAAACAGAACCCACAGGUGGAGGCUGGGCUGGUGGUGGGAUAUCAGAAACAGAACCCACAGGUGGAGGCUGGGCUGGUGGUGGGGUAUCAGAAACAGAACCCACAGGUGGAGGCUGGGCUGGUGGUGGGGUAUCAGAAACAGAACCCACAGGUGGAGGCUGGGCUGGUGGUGGGAUAUCAGAAACAGAACCCACAGGUGGAGGCUGGGCUGGUGGUGGGGUAUCAGAAACAGAACCCACAGGUGGAGGCUGGGCUGGUGGUGGGAUAUCAGAAACAGAACCCACAGGUGGAGGCUGGGCUGGUGGUGGGGUAUCAGAAACAGAACCCACAGGUGGAGGCUGGGCUGGUGGUGGGGUAUCAGAAACAGAACCCACAGGUGGAGGCUGGGCUGGUGGUGGGGUAUCAGAAACAGAACCCACAGGUGGAGGCUGGGCUGGUGGUGGGACAUCAGAAACAGAACCCACAGGUGGAGGCUGGGCUGGUGGUAAAAACCCUGAGUGUAAUAUUUUCAAUUAUCCACCAUCUUGGUAUACAGCUUAUGUCAGAAUUGACCUCCAGGUGACCCCUACCCCCACAAAAAUAAGACUUCCAUCCUGAUGACUUCCAGAAAAAGAAGGCAAAUAGCCUCACACAGAUGUUGAUGUGUGUGUGUGUAUUGUUGCAUGUGCAGUAAGCCCACAAGCUGAUUCUUUCCUCCUUUCUUGGCAGAGAUCUCAGAAAAGGUUCAUUUGUAAACCCCAAAUUGAUCACGUAGAAUGUACACUGAGUGUACAAAACAUUAGGAACACAGACUGACCAGGUGAAAGCUAUGGUCCUGUAUUGAUGUAUUUUGUUAAAUCCACUUAAAUCAGUUUAGAUGAAGUGGAGGAGAUAGGUUAAAGAAGGAUCUUUAAGCCUUGAGACAUGGAUUGUGUAUGUGUGCCAUCCAGAGGGUGAAUGGGCAAGACAAAAUAUUUAAGUGCCUUUGAACUGGGUAUGGUAGUAGGUGCCAGGCGCACCGGUUUGAGUCAAGAAGUGCAAUGCUGUUAGGCUUUUCACGCUCAACAGUUUCCCAUGUGUAUCAAGAAUGGUCCACCACCUUAAAGGCAUCCAGCCAACUUGACACCACUGUGGGAAGCAUUAGUCAACAUCCCUGUGGAAUGCUUUCGACACCUUUUAGAGUCUAUCCCCCGACAAAUUGAGGCUGCUCUGAGGGCAAAAGGGAGUGCAACUCAAAAUCUUAAUGUUUUGUACACUUUGUGUAUAUGCUAUAUCUCACGUUCAGGCCUUCCGAAUAAAGUAAUGUUUGCUGUGACACAUAAAACAUUUUCCGUAGGUCUGUAUUAUUCCACAAAGUUCUAUCUAGCGCUGCUGUGAUGGGGAGGAGCGCAUAACCUUGUGAUGUAGCGCCAAAGAUUAUCUAUUAUAUUGACAAGAUAUACACGUGACCACUCUAACAAAGGAAAUACAUGUCCUCAAAGAUGGCAGGCGGGCGGGAGGAGGCGAGAUCAGGUGGGACCAUUCUAGCCAAUGAGAGUGCAGAUACGAUUGAAAACAACAGGCCAGCGAGAUAGAGGACUCAUCUUUGUAUCUGUUCCAUUAUAGCGUUUGUGACAGCAUUGGCAGCACCAUUGAGCCUAACUCCAUUUUAAAGUAGAUGCAUGCCAGCAAAGCCACUCCACAACACAACACUGAACAAUACAUUAACUGCACUAUAAUUGUGACAAAUGGUGCCCACAAACUAUUAGGGCCUACAUAAAACUGUCCCAACAGAAAAGCUUUCUUUUCAGCACCAUGGAGUGAAUCCUUACCACCACUACACCUGGCUAUCAGUAGAUACUUAUCUGGCAGCGAAGCAGUUAAUUCAGCCUCAUCUACUGCCUUUUAAAAAACAUAGUUGGUCUUUUUUUUUUCAUUAAAUUGAACUUUUAUUUAACUAGGCAAGAAAACAUUAUUAUUUACAAUGACAGCCUACACCAGCCAAACCCAGAUGACACUGGACCAAUUGUGCCCCGCCCUGUGGGACUCCCAAUCACAGCCGACUGUGAUAUAGCCUGGAUUUGAACCAGGGUAUCUGUAGUGACCCCUCUAGCACUGAGAUGCAGAGCCUUAGACCGCUGCGCCACUCGGGAGCUAUGGCUGACUUGUGUCACGCCCUGACCAUAGUAAGCUGUUUUUUCUCUGUGUUGGUUGGGGCGUGAUAGUGUCUAGGGUGGGUCAUCUAGGGUUUUUUGUAUGUCUAUGUUGGCCUGAUAUGGUUCCCAAUCAGAGACAGCUGUUUAUCGUUGUCUCUGAUUGGGGAUCAUAUUUAGGUAGCCAUUUCCCUUUUGUGUUUGUGGGAUCUUGUCUAUGUUUAGUUGCCUGUCUGCACUAGUUGUAUAGCUUCACGGUUCAUUCGUUGUUCUUCAUUGUUUUGUUUAGUGAGUUUCUCUUUAUUCAAAUGAUGUAGAACUUUAUGCACGCUGCACCUUGGUCUCAUCAUUACGACGAUAGUGACAGAAGAUCCCACCAACAAAGGACCAAGCAGCGUGCCCAGAAGGAGGA
Messenger RNA from Oncorhynchus keta (chum salmon), 6271 nucleotides. RefSeq names its product protein unc-45 homolog B-like. Gene Ontology annotation, molecular function: Hsp90 protein binding. The transcript has 22 exons. Bases 122 to 2905 code for a protein of 927 amino acids. NCBI's taxonomy places the organism in Eukaryota, Metazoa, Chordata, Actinopteri, Salmoniformes, Salmonidae. The record is from RefSeq and is a predicted model, not a curated record.